Molecule: messenger RNA, 753 nt
Organism: Bombyx mandarina (wild silkworm)
Lineage: Eukaryota; Metazoa; Arthropoda; Insecta; Lepidoptera; Bombycidae
Gene: Nop10
Product: Nop10 ribonucleoprotein
Biological process (GO): positive regulation of telomerase RNA localization to Cajal body; ribosome biogenesis; snRNA pseudouridine synthesis
Cellular component (GO): box H/ACA snoRNP complex
Molecular function (GO): snoRNA binding; telomerase RNA binding
Source: RefSeq, a predicted model, not a curated record
CUGACUCAAAGACACAAAAACACUGAACAGUAAACACGAGGAAUUACUGGAUUACCUACUUACAAAUAAAAUUGCGCUAAAUUAGAUGUUGUAGUUUUUGUUAUUUGCAUUUUUAAUAACAUUAAAAUGUAUCUCAGGUAUUACUUAAACGAUAAAGGCGAUAGAGAGUACACAUUAGCGACGAUCGACCCAUUUGGAAAACCAACAUUGUCAGCACAUCCAGCUCGUUUUUCUCCUGAAGACAAAUACUCAAGACACAGAAUAAUAAUCAAGAAGAGAUUUGGCCUGCUGCUUACACAACAACCUGAACCUAUUCAUUAAAAUAAAUAUUGAUUUACAUUGAAAAUUACCAAAAUGGUCUAAAUUUUGAUACAUUUUAACAAUUCUUUUCAAAAUCUAAGGCACACAGGAUUUAGCAUACAACAGAACACAAAUGGUCUUACAAAAUAUAUUACUUUAUUAUGACUUGCUCUUCCUUUUUCUAAUGAUUUUCAUCUGAUUGUGGUAAUCCUAGGCUACCCCACUGGUACAUAGGGCCCUUACAAGUUGUCUCCAUUUGACCUUGCUCCUUGACAUCAUUCCAAGUCAUGGUGGCAGUACUCAUCUCACUCUCCACAGUGCAUCGAGAAGUAUGUAAAGGAUAACCAGGCUAUAAAUUUAAUAUAAUUUAUUUUUUAUUACAAUAUCUCUUCUUAUGAUUAUGUAAAAUGAAUGCAGUUUCAAAAUAUAUGUUGUAAUAUAGUCAUAAUGUUA